Molecule: messenger RNA, 2951 nt
Organism: Centropristis striata (black sea bass)
Lineage: Eukaryota; Metazoa; Chordata; Actinopteri; Perciformes; Serranidae
Product: zinc finger protein aebp2-like
Exons: 10
Coding region: 58-1536 (492 amino acids)
Biological process (GO): regulation of transcription by RNA polymerase II
Cellular component (GO): ESC/E(Z) complex
Source: RefSeq, a predicted model, not a curated record
CCACGGGUGAAUUUUAAUAGCGACACUGUCCCACGGCACGUACGCACCGCCGCUGAAAUGGCUGCUGCGGCUGCAGAAGAAACACCCGUACUGAGUGUUGAGAACGAUGUACCGAAGGUGGAGACAAACGAGGGCGACGGUGAGGAGAAAGAAAAGGGCCUCCUCACAGAACCGGAAACAGAGCAACCACGCAGUAGCGUAGAACCGAAAAUGGAAGCGGUGGACGCGGAGGCCGGCGAGGAGAAGCCCGCUGAAGAGGCAGACAAGGCCGCGGACGAGGCGGUGACAGACGACGGUGCAGUGACGGAGAACCAGGAGGUGACAGCAGCCGCUCCGGAAGAACCGGAGCAGAAGCCGGAGCAGAAGCCGGAGCCGGAGCAGAGCCCGGGAGAAAGUAACAAUAACGAACCAGUCAACGAUAACGCACUGAAAGAGGCAAAGGAGGAGCCGGUGGAGGACAGCCGGUGUUCGGGGAUAAACUGCGAGAAAAGCAAAACAGUUUGUGAGAAUGGGGAGAAAGCCAGCGGCGGGGCCGGAGAGCUGAGCGACAAGAGGCGGCCGAGUGUGGAGAUAUCGUCCUCGGAUGGUGAACCGUUGAGCCGUGUGGACUCAGAGGACAGUAUCAGCAGCACCCUGAUGGAGAUGGAGAGCACGGUGUCAAGUGGGCGCUCCACGCCUACUAUGAUGAACGGACAGAGCAGUGCCAGCUCCUCCGGGGCGAAGACUGUGGCUUACCCUUGCUGCUGGGACCUCUGUCCGCAGUGCUUUAACUCGAGUCCUGACCUGGCAGAGCAUAUCAGGGGCAUUCACGUGGAUGGACAGAGAGGAGGGGUGCCAGAAAACACCCUGACCUCUUCCGCCUGCAGACCGGAUUCAAGCAAGUCCACAGACUCCAGAGUGUUUGUCUGUCUGUGGAAGGGUUGCAAGGUGUAUAACACACCGUCCACCAGUCAAAGUUGGCUCCAGAGACACAUGUUGACCCACAGUGGAGAUAAACCCUUCAAGUGUGUAGUUGGUGGCUGUAACGCCAGCUUUGCUUCCCAAGGAGGUUUAGCUCGCCAUGUCCCCAGCCACUUCAACCAGCAGAGCUCCUCCAAAAUGUCCAGCCAAGCCAAACUCAAGGAGGAGUCGCCCUCCAAGGCUGGACUCAACAAAAGGAAGAAGCUCAAGAACAAACGCAGGUGCUCCCUACCAAGACCCCACGACUUCUUCGAUGCUCAAACCAUGGACGCUAUUCGCCACAGGGCUAUCUGUCUCAACCUCGCCACCCACAUCGAAAGCGUGGGCAACGGCCACAGUGUGGUCUUCCACAGCUCGGUGCUAGCCAGACGGAAAGAGGGCUCUGGCAAGGUUAAGGUCCUCCUUCAUUGGACACCUGAGGACAUACUACCUGACGUGUGGGUGAAUGAAACGGAGCGAUCUCAGUUGAAGACUAAAGUGGUGCACUUAUCCCAGUUACCGCAGGAUGCUGCCAUGCUGCUUGACCCAAACAUCUAUAGAGCACUUCCUCAAAAGCGGCUGAAACGCAGCCUGUAAGGAGUCAUCUGUGGACUUGAUACUUAAGGGGAAAUGCUUGUUCAUAGGAGGUUUAUCUGUAUGGGAUGGGACACUCUUCAUCUGUCUCUGCUUCAGAACGGGAGGAGUGAAGUGGCGAUAAAAGGAAGUGAAACUUGGCUAUGGUGCAGUAUUUUCCCUCUUCAGUUUUGUAUAUCUGAACAACUGUAGCCAAGUGUGGUGCGAAAUGGGACUAACAAUUUUUUUUAAAAGUUUGUGUUCAUCAAAACUUAAAUGAAUGUUUGUUUGUUUUUCAACAAGCAUCAAACUGAAAAUAUUCUAAAUACCCAGUGGUGUAAAAAAACUGUUUUGUGUAACCUUGUCAGAAAAUGCAGCAUAUUUUAUAACUGUUUUUUUUUGUGUGUGUAAAAUAUUUAUGCAGAUUUGUAACUUAUUUUUAUACCAUGGAAAUGCUGGUGUACUGUGGAUUUUUGUGAAGGUUUUAAUAGAAACCGUAUUUACUGUGAUAAUGUAUGUUAACUGUCACUUGUAGGGAUAUUUGGAAAUUUCUAGUUAUAAUAAUGGUGUAUAUGACAGAAGUCUGAAAUUUUGUCUUAUUUAUACUUACUGAAUGCAGUACUUUUACCCUUGUGUAUGACAAUAUAGUGAAGGGUUGUGCCAGUCAUGUUAGACAUGACUCUCAGGCCUCAUUUCCACUGCAUAGUUCAGCUCCCACAUCUGACUUAGUACUAGUUAGUACAUAGUAGCUGGCUUUUGGCAUCAGGCACUUUUCUCUAUUUUGUUUUCCACUAUGGAUGGUACACCCUUAGUUCAGGUGGGAUUUUCAGCUGAUCACCAUGGCAGUGCUGCAGGAAACACUUAUUCAGCUCAACACCUGCUAGACUCUUUCAUCAGCCGCAAUGUCUGCACUUUGUCAAUGGCGCAGUUACAGCAUCAUUUUGCUGGCUGCAGUUUUUUUUAAAUCUGGGAUGCGUCAAAAACUGACAGUAGCUUGUCUUUUUAAAUAUGACUGGUGUGUGCAGGAUGUUCCAUGUCACACUUGUGUUUUAACUUGGCUCAGCUUACUUGGAAACCUCAAUCCAAUAAAUUUACUAUCCAAAGGUACUAUCCACAACUUUUGCUAAUGGAAAACCAAAAAAGAGCAAGUCUAAAUGAGUACAGCUGUACCGUACCAUGCAGUGGAAAUGCAGCAUUAAUACUAACCAGUCUGUAGACAGUUUAGCAUACAAAUGACAUUUCACUUACCCCAACCUCCUCUUCCCCUAAACUUUAAACUUUUUAACCAGUAACAUGAACUGUGUAUAUCAUAGUUGUUAAGAUAAAUUUACAUGACGAAGCACUCAAAAGUUAUUGUUAAAAAUGGUGUGUUUUCUACUGUAUGUUAUCCCUGUUGGAAAUGGAAUACUUUGUUUGUAAUAAAAUGAGGGGAAACGGCA